Molecule: messenger RNA, 1971 nt
Organism: Anopheles nili
Lineage: Eukaryota; Metazoa; Arthropoda; Insecta; Diptera; Culicidae
Gene: Osi17
Exons: 8
Coding region: 1-1971 (656 amino acids)
Source: RefSeq, a predicted model, not a curated record
AUGCAGCAAGGAGUGCAGAGUGAACCAUCGGAGUUGCCCGGUAACAUUGGCAGUUACGGAAUGUUCGGUGGAAAUGGUGGCCACACCAAUACCGGCAACCGUAGACGACCGACGAGAACGAGCGAACUGCUGCUGCUAGCUUUAACCGUGCUGAUGUUGAGCGUUACGAGCGUUACUGCCACGACCCAGGCCGCAGGAUCGAACACCAGCGAGAGCAUCCUUCAUGUCCAGGCCCAACCAGCCAACGCCAGCUCGUCCACCGGUCGGGCGAUGUUCUCGACCGGAAAUCGGCUUUGGGAUGCCCUGAUCGCAGAGUGCAUGCGUAAACCGACGUUCGCCUGCAUCCAGAAGAACGUGUACAGCUUCCUCGGUGAACAGCUCGAGGUGGAGAACGUCAAUUUCACGAACCGCGUGCAAUUCCUACGGAACCGGGUCGAUUUCACCAAGUACACGCGUGAGGCGAACGAACCGGACAGCGACGAUGUGGACGAAAACGAGAUCCCGGACGCUCGUGGGGCAUUCGAGCCAUCCUCCCCGAUCGAAGAAGUCACGACGGCGCUACGCGACAAGAGCCUCAAAUUCAUGCUAACCCACGACGUCAGCAUCAAGAUGCCGGAGGUCAUGUUCGAUGGUGCCAUCUUCCGCAUCCAGCCACGCUCGAUCGAGGGCAACGGGAUGAUCGCGAAGCUUGAACUUGUCCCACGUACCGAACUUGCCGAAGCACGUGGAACCGGCACACCGAGGAUCCUCUUCAAGAAGAUCAAGAAAUUCUUCCAGAACAAGCUGUUGCUCGCGUUCCUCGCAAUCGUGCUCGUCAUCAAGAUCAUCAAGAUCAAGGUGAUGUGGCUGUUGCCGCUGUUGGUCGGUGUCGGAACGGCCAAGAAGCUGGUGCUGAAGUUCCUGCUGUUCCUGUUCCCGGCCCUGGCGCACAUCUUCAAGCUCUGCUCGUACUAUCACGCGUCCUACCACAAACCGAACUUCCACCAUCACCAGCACCACAUCAACCACCUGCACACGUUCUACCCCCACGAACACGCCACUCCGGAGCUGAUCUACACGAAACCCCCACGUGGCCACCCUUCGGAGUACCUUCAUGGGGCGCCUGUUCCACCCCACACACACUACCAGCCGGAAGUGAACUAUGAGUUUACAGCGCCCGGUCUGGGCUCAGAGUUCAUUAGCGAUAGAAACUCGAACGUAGAGACGUCGUUCAAGCCAAAGUACGAUGACUUGAACGAUAUCAAAGCAUGGGGGUUGGGCGAAAGCACAAAUACAUCAGCACCACAAUCAUCGCCAUACUUCACCUCACCGUCCGCCUCCACGAACGGUGCCGCCGGCGGCAGCGGCAGCUACAAUGUAAAUCCACUCACGCAGCACGCCAGCAGGAUUCAAAGCCCGAAGCCGGUGUACGGACCACCAGGAUACUCGUCAUCCGCCCAGAAACGCAUUCCGACCGGAGCGGCCACCUCGAUAGCGGCCCAGUACGUGUCAGCACCCUCGGGACCGACGCAGUCUGCAGAAGAACAGAUCAUUCGUGAAGCCCAGCGGCAGGAAGCUUACAGGAUAGCGCAGGAGCAGAAGUUAAUUUCGAAGCAGCAGGCGAUCGUGAACCAGCAGGCGUACGUGCAGGAGGGCGUUACACCGCGACCCGUGGAUGCGUUCUACAGCCCGAUCCUGCAGCGACUCGAUAAGGUGUUCAACACACUCGGCAUCGUUGAUGAAAGCUGCCGGGAGCGGCUCGUCUGCAGCAUGUACAAGAACCCGGUCAAGUACAGCCCGCACAGCAACUACGUGUCGGCGGAACUCAGCAGAGACGCUUCGGAACUGCAAAAACCAACAUCGACAAACGCAGCCGUCGUGCGAUUCUACCGAUACGUCCAGGCAGCCCGAGACGGCCAGGAUCAGCGGGACUGCCAGCGGCUCUACUCCCAGUGCACGAUCAACAUGGAGAAAAAGAAAAAGAAGAAGUGA